AAAUCACAGGCGAACGCUUAAGAAAUCGUAAAAGAUCUUUUAACCGUCAGUCUAAGGUGAGCGCUCGACUAGUUCGGUUCGUGUAUUGUAAAGCAAACGCUCGCUAUUGCCAUUCGCUGAUCGCUGCUGUCGUUCCUUACGCUUUUCAAACGGAAUUCCGCUUAAUAUUUUAACCAUUAACCCAAACCUUGGCUCAAAAGAGAAACGUUACAUGCAUAAAAAUAAACAUAUAAUUAAGAAUUCAAAAAGUCACACACACAUAUUCGUACAUAUGAUUUAAGUGAUCGAUAAGUGAAAAGUGAAUUGAGAUUUCUUUUUAUGUAAAUGUGCACAUUUUUUGAAUUGUUUAUAUUUAUAAUAUAAAGGCAAUUUGAGAAAAGCAUUCGUGGAGAGCGGCCCCUUUGGUUGUGACGUUGUGUUCUGUCUUCUUGGAAAUAACUAUCUGCUGUACAACAAAUACGCGCAUUACCCAAAAUGGCAUACCGGUGCUUUUGGAGAAGCAUAACCAAUAUGAAGUUGGCUAUUGUUAUAAUUGCACUAAGCAUGCAGGUUGCGAGUGCGGCACUUUGGUCAAAUUACGAUACUGAAAAGGCGGAGAAAUGUAGUGGCGGAGCGGGGUUGAAAUAUUUGUCCGGCAAUGCGCUAAUUGAUUCUCCCAAUUGUAUGGGGCCGAACAACUCGCCCUAUCCAAGUGCGGCUGUGGCACGAACUUUCUCGAACUGGAACGGUAACUCCAGGCGUGGGCGUCAAAGUAAAUUCCCCUCAACGCUAGAUCCUGCGAUAACAACGAAUGCUCUAUUACGUGCCUAUGACGAAGUCAAUAAUGAUAUUCCUACAAGCAAUCGUUAUGGUCGGUCUUUGUCAAAUGCACCUGUCAGUCAAUGUAGAGAAACGCCAUCUCGUCUGUGCAAAACACGCUACAAUACGACGGCGCCAAUGUACGGAGUCAGUUUGACAUCUGGACAGCCGGUUACCAUUGUUCAAAAGUUCCCUGAUCUGUUACAACAAGUCGUAUUUGAAGUUUGCGAAUCGGGUGAAUGUGACGUUGUACGUGGUGAAUGCACUCAGACAUAUGUGCCGUAUCUAUUUCUUGUAAUUCCGUUGGGCCCAGUCACACUAACUGGUCAGGACUACGUAUUGGUUGAGAGCGGUUGUGUAUGCAAACCCAAAUAUUCUACGGGGGCCACGCAGGAGCCAAAUAUGAUACCUUAGUUUAUUUCCGGAACCAAAUAAAGUUUAAUUUGUUAAUAUCUGAUAUACUGCUACACAACAACAUAUUAACUAAACUGUUUAAAAUGGACAUUUGUACGCAUAAAUGAUGUAACUUUUCGCUGUAUUAUAUUUGCUACGAAUGCCCAUUUUUACUCUAAAUAGGCUCGAUUCAACAAGUUUUCUCUGUUGAAUUUACAGUUAUUAAUAUACAAACAUAUUUAGUUGUAAAAUAUUUAUUAUUAUAAAUAUACAUAUUUAUGAUUUCACAUUGAGAUAAAUAUGCGUAAAUAUAUUUCCCUAGAAUAGUUGUAUGUUGAUUUCAAAUAAUUUAAUUGAACAGCAAAUUACUUGAAUAUUUAGGUUAAAGGGGCUUAAAUUAAUAUUUGCAAUAUUAUUGUUCAUAAAAACAGUUAAAAACAAAAAUUAUGUAAGUGGUUAAAGAAAAUAUAUGAGUGUCGYCAUGCUAAUAACUAAAGCAAUACAAUUAUUUUUCGACAUACAAGUUUUUCUUUCAAAAUAUUCUAUUUAAAAUAUCGUAU
Messenger RNA from Bactrocera latifrons, 1751 nucleotides. RefSeq lists its product as uncharacterized. The transcript has 5 exons. Lineage: Eukaryota; Metazoa; Arthropoda; Insecta; Diptera; Tephritidae. The coding region runs from base 475 to 1212 and encodes 245 amino acids. The record is from RefSeq and is a predicted model, not a curated record.